Molecule: messenger RNA, 846 nt
Organism: Angiostrongylus costaricensis
Lineage: Eukaryota; Metazoa; Nematoda; Chromadorea; Rhabditida; Metastrongylidae
Source: the annotation of a GenBank genome assembly
GCCGAUAUGGUGAACGGGAUUAAGAGGAGGUUAAAGACUCAAAAACGAAAGGUAGAGGCUUGCUAUGACGAUGAAGCUACUGACGUGCCUUGGCAACGACGGAAAUUAGGAGAUGUUAGUGAAAACCUUAUCGUAAGCCAAGAGAGCCAUAGAACGAACGAUUCAAGUAGUAAUAAAUUCGGAAUCGUUGUUACAGAUCGGAUGGUUCUACCCACUCGUGAAUUCUUAGCCUAUGAACUCAUUGUUGCACUUCGUGCUAAGCAAUUCGUUAUUGUAGAGGGUCCGAUUGGUUGUGGGAAGACUUUUAUUGCCUCGUAUGCAAGUAAACAUCUCAGUUUACCGUUGAGAGUCAUGCAAAUGGGCGAUCAGAUUGACUCGAAGGUCUCAUUCUCCCAAUAUUUCUUCUGCAGAGUUUGUUUGGCAUGUACCACUGCACAGAAGUCGCUGGAGAAUUUUUGUGGAAACCGUCCAGCUUUAGUCAGGUUUGUUGCAGUUUUCUUCGAAGUGAUUUUUGACUUUCCUUUUCAAAUCAAAUGCUUUCAGUGGCUUAGCGAAGCUUGUUUGAUACUACUAGAAGAUAUCGACCUAUCCAAUGUUGAUGUCAUCUCCACUGUUGUGCAGCUGGCAUCCAUCAGAUCAGGAAUGCUUCCUUCUGGUGAGAUUCUUACUAUCCAUGAGGACGUUCGUAUUGUGUCGACAGUAAGGUACACAUUGCCCUGCUCACUGUCGCUUCAUUUCAUUGAAUUGUUUGCUACUGUGGUUUUCCUCAUGUUGCAAGUGUUGUGGUGGUUUUCAGCGGCAGAGGAAGGAAUAACAGUGUGCUGGAUGGUGUUCCGGUGCGAAUAA